AUGGUUCUUUCUGAGUUCAGUGUUCGGGGCUCCUAUGGGCUUCAGUCCCCGCAGGCCCGCGAUGGGGGUGUGAAAAAGAGAAAGGCUAACGAGGAGUUGGAUGAUAAUAGAAUUAAAGACAUCCGGAAGCGUCCCAGAGGGACAACCCCAGUGUCUGGAGCUGGCGCCCCCCAGCAAUCUGGCGGUGCCUUCUCCUCCCUAUCCACCGCUCCUACUGCUGGAUUCAGUGCUCCCCCGGCCCAGUCGACAGGCUUUAAUUUCGGCCAGACUCAAAGUUUCCCGGGAGCCAGCUCGACUCCCACGCAGUCCAGCCAAGCCAAUUCAACCCCCUUCUCCUUUGGCGGCGGUAGCCAGCCAGGUUUCAAUUUCUCUGGAGGCUUUGGCUCCUCUAGCUCUGCUCCUGCUGCUAACCCCUUUGCCACUGGCUCUUCUUUUUCUGCUGGUUCUUUCGGUACUGGUGACUCCACCUCCUCUCAGCCAGCCCAACAAAACACUCCCUUCUCUUUUGGCGGCUUCGGAAGCAACCAAUCUACUACCCAACAGCCAUCUUUCGCAUCCACUCCGUUCGGAGCCCAGCCCGCAAGCACAGCUACCGGGACUGGCCUGUUCGGACAGCCGGCUACCAAUAAUGCCGGAACGAAUUCUGUUGCAGACUCCAUGCAAACCUCGCCUGAUAGCAAGCCCAAGGCGCCUGCUGGAAACACUUCGCCCUCCUUGCCCUCUGCGCCUUCUCUGAAUCGUAGUCUGUUCGGUGACUCGGGAUCUUCGACUCCCUUGUUUGGUGCUGCUACGCCUGCUUCACAACCAGAGAAAUCGAACACCGCUUCAUCCACAGCUCCCAAUAUCUUUUCCGCAACAAAGGCUGCCGCACCAGUAUCCUCAAGCAAUCCGUUUGCUGGGCUCGGCGCUUCAUCGGCAUCAGAGAAGCCGUCAUCCCCGUUUUCCUUUACUCCAGCGGCUUCGAAGCCUGCGGAGCCCGAAGCGGUCAAUGGAACGCAAAAAGCACCCCUCUUCGGCGCUGCUACGCCUUCUGGUUCACAGCCAGAGAAAGUGAACACCAAUCCAUCGACAGCCCCCAGUCUCUUUGGCGCCACAAUGGCUGCAACCCCAGUACCCUCAGGCAAUCUUUUUGCUGGACUCGGCGCCUCAUCAACAGCAGAGAAGCCUUCUCAACCAGAUGGAUUUAAGUCCACCUCAACCUCAGCUCCCAAUCUCUUCUCCGCCACAAAAACGGCGGCACCAGCAUCCUCAAGCAAUCCGUUUGCUGGGCUCGGCGCUUCAUCGACAACAGAGAAGCCAUCAUCCCCGUUCUCCUUCACUCCAGCGGCUUCGAAGCCUGCGGAGCCCGAAGCUAAUGAAACGCAAAAAGCGCCACUCUUCGGUGCUUCUACACCUGCUUCACAGCCAGAGACAGUGAAAACCACUCCAUUCACUGCUCCAAAUAUCUUUUCCAACACAAAGGCUACCACACCGGCAUCAUCAGGCAAUCUAUUUGCGGGACUUAGCGCCUCAUCAACAGCAGAGAAGCCUUCUCAGCCAGAUGGAUCAAAAUCCACUCCGACUAAAGCUCCCAACCUCUUUUCUGCCGCAAACACUGCCGCACCAACACCCUCAGGCAAUCCGUUUGCUGGACUUAGCGCCUCGACGAUAGCAGAGAAGCCGUCAUCACCAUUCUCCUUCACUCCAGCGGCUUCAAAGUCUGCGGAGCCCGAAGCGGUCAAUGGAACGCAAAAAGCACCCCUCUUCGGCGCUGCUACGCCUUCUGGUUCACAGCCAGAGAAAGUGAACACCACUCCAUCGACAGCCUCCAAUCUCUUUUCCGCCACAAAUACUGCCGCACCAGCACCCUCAGGCAAUCCGUUUGCUGGACUCAGCGCCUCCUCGACAACAGAGAAGCCUUCCGCCCCAUUAUCAUUCACUCCAGCGACUUCGAAGCCCGAGAAAGUGAAUGGGAAUCCUUCUCCCGUUACUGGGUCCGCGCACGAAAUGUCCGGUCAGAAACCAAUUGCGGGCCGUAAUACCACCACUUCAAAUGAUGUGAGAGGGCAGUUUCCAACUCCGGACUUCGGCGACGAUUUGACCCAGGAACUCAAGGACAAAGCUGAGGUGCUUUGGAAGAUUCGGACCUUGGAUAUGCAUUUCCAACAGCAAAUCGCCAAGGUCAAGCCUGGAGAGACAUCGUUUGAUAAUAUCCUUCUUUUCUACAUGAAGGUUCGCAAGAGCUUGGGUGAACCAGUCAAGAAGCGUGACAACGAAUCCUGGUCCUCUGAGAAAACUCCCACUCAGAAUGGUCAAUCUAAAGUUCCUGUGACCAAUGGCGUAAAUGGUUCCGCCACGUCCAACAUUUUUGCGAAGUCGUUCUCUUCCCCUAAACCUACUCCCCCUGAGUUGGAAAAUGGCUCGCUUCAGUCUGCUUCCACUAAGCUCGGCGGUGCGCCGGCUUCUCCUGCCCCGUCAUUGUUCGGUGGUGCAUCCUCUCCUGCUCCCCCCAAAUUUGGUGGUGCAUCUUCAUCUCCUGCCCCGUCAUUGUUCGGUGGUGCAUCCUCUCCUGCUCCCCCCAAGUCUGGUGAUGCAUCUUCAUCUCCUGCCCCGCCAUUGUUCGGUGGUGCAUCCUCUCCUGCUCCCCCCAAGUUUGGUGGUGCAUCUUCAUCUCCUGCCCCACCAUUGUUCGGUGGUCCGUCGUCUUCUGCUCCACCUAAGUUUGGGAAUGCAACCUCCGGCCCUGUCGAUUUUAUGGCACAGUUCAAGAAGACAGCCGAAAGCACUGCGGCCAAGGAGAAGGCCAAGCGCAAGGCUGAGGAGUUUGACUCUGAAGAAGACGACGAGGAAGAAUGGGAACGUCGCGACGCCGAAAAACAACGCGAGAAGCUUGCAAAGUUUGCGGCCGAUGCUGGAAAGGCUGAAACCGCUAAAGCCGUCUGGGUUCCAGGACAAGGCUUCAAGCCGGCGGAAUCCGCCAAGUCAGCCACACCUACUCCUGCUGAGUCCCCCGCUCCAUCUUCUUCUGCUUCGAUUUUCGAGUCAUCUUUAGUCCCUCUUUCCGACUCCGAGAAUAUCUUUGGUCGUAUCUCUACACCGAAGAUCUUGGAGAAUGACAAAGAUAGCGACGAGUCUGAUUCUGGGGAUAAGACUACCUCUCCCAAACCCCGUGCUGAAGAUGAUACCGCCGGAAAUGCCCUGCGUGAUUCCAAGCAGGCCAAGUCUUCUGACCAGACUUGGAAACCCACGCAACCAAUUCAAUUUGGAGUCUCUCAGACUCCCUUGAAGCCUGCUGCUGAAACUACUGAGAAAAGCAACUCUGAGGCCAAUGAUGAUGAGUCAGCACCUGGUGCCAUCUUCAGUCUGGCUGAAGACGCAGCUGAAACGGAGGGUGAAGAGUGUGUCUUCAAGUGUCGUGCUCGCGCUUUCAAGCUCGGCACCGGCUGGGUAUCUCAGGGCACUGGGUUUGCCAGCCUUCUCGUUCACGAGAGUGGUCGUGCACGCAUCGUCAUUCGUGCAGACCCAAGCGGCUCCGUUAUCUUAAACUCACUCCUAAAGAAAGAGUUCGAUUACCAACUCAGCAAUAACUCGGUGCAGUUCAUGGUCCCGCGGGCAGAUGGCCCGCCUGAGCACUGGGCCGUCCGGGUAAAGGCCGAUGCAAUCAAGGGUUUCCACGAGAAAGUGGAGGCCAUCAAGUACUAG
Penicillium longicatenatum is the source of this 3681-nucleotide messenger RNA. RefSeq lists its product as uncharacterized. The transcript has a single exon. The coding region runs from base 1 to 3681 and encodes 1226 amino acids. The record is from RefSeq and is a predicted model, not a curated record. Gene Ontology annotation, biological process: intracellular transport. Lineage: Eukaryota; Fungi; Ascomycota; Eurotiomycetes; Eurotiales; Aspergillaceae.